AUGAGCAGAUUUUUAUUAAUAUAUUUUUGUCCUUUAAAAAUUAUAUUUUGCACUCAAAAAUCUUAUUAUUCAAAUUUUAAUUACUUUUUACAUUUAUUUCUCUUCUUUAAAGAAAUUAUAGAUAAAUAUAAAGGUGAUAAUGGGGGAGGUCUAUGGGGCCCUAAAUGCCCAGAAAUUAUAAAAAAAAACAUUUUAAAUGAUAAUAGAUUAAAUAAAAAGGAUAUAUGCAUUCAAUCUAUGCUAUAUUUGUCUGCUAUAAGUUCUAUAAAGGAUAUCACAUUAAUAGAAGCCGGAUGUAAAUAUUUUUAUUAUUGGAUAAGUUGCAAUCUUAAGGAAAUAAAUAAUAUUCAGUAUAUACAAAAUAUAUACGAUUCAUAUAUGUACAUAUUUAAAACUUAUACGAUAGGUAAUAUCGAGCAUGUAUGCGCAAGUUAUAAUCAUAAUAUUAUAGAUGAAGAUUUGGAUAUACUUAAAGCUCUACAGCAUAUGCAUCAAAAAAUUAAUUAUGAAGAUUUGAUAUCUGACGACAAUAACGCUACAAAAAAUCAAGAUUUUUAUAAUGCAACAAGUCAAUUCAUAGAAAAAUAUAAUAAUAAAUUAGAAUUAUUAAUGGAUGUAAAUAGUAAAAUUCUAUUACCUCCUGAACCUGUAGUAAUAAAUAAUUGCCGAAGUAAUAUUUUAACUCCUAUUAUAAUUACAGUCGUUGUAACUAUUUUAAUAUCUAUACUCUUAUUUAUUUGUUUUAAGUUUACAAAAAUUGGUUCUCGUUUAAUACCUUCAAUAUUAAAGAAACGUUAUGAAUGGAAUAUGGUAGAUAAUGACAGAAAUAAGAUGCAAUCUUUUGAAGUACCUAGAAAUAUUUUAAGUGAUAAGACAUAUAAUGUACUAUAUAAUUUUGAUUAA
This is a messenger RNA of Plasmodium gonderi, 903 nucleotides long. RefSeq names its product variable surface protein. Bases 1 to 903 code for a protein of 300 amino acids. The transcript is spliced from 3 exons. NCBI's taxonomy places the organism in Eukaryota, Apicomplexa, Aconoidasida, Haemosporida, Plasmodiidae. The record is from RefSeq and is a predicted model, not a curated record.